Messenger RNA from Procambarus clarkii (red swamp crayfish), 10033 nucleotides. RefSeq lists its product as uncharacterized. The record is from RefSeq and is a predicted model, not a curated record. NCBI's taxonomy places the organism in Eukaryota, Metazoa, Arthropoda, Malacostraca, Decapoda, Cambaridae.
GCUCGGCUUAAUCACUCCAGUGGUGUGCCUUACCUUCAGUGCUGUGUUUGGUGUGUGGAAAUAUAUUAAUGGGAAUACAGUGUUAUUAUAGCCCGUGAGAUGGUCAUGUGGACACUUAUAUACACCAUCAACACAUACGCUCACAGAAAUGCGCGCAGGAUGUAAAUUGAAGAGGAUUUAUUCACCGUAGAAAUUAUGCAGAGUGGGGAGGUGAUAGACCAUGAGGAACAGAUGACGUUGUCGCCUAGCCCCGCCCCUGCGGACGCGUCUCCACCAAUCACAGGCCCGCCCCUGGCCUCUCUUCCCGCCAACUCUCCUUCCCUUGCCUCGUCUCCUCCCGUCACCUCCCCUUCCCUCGCCUCCUCUCCGCCAUUAACCUCACAGAUCUCACCCAGCCUCACUUCCAAAUCUAACUUGAGAACUACCUCAUCUCUGCUCCAGCACGAAAAACAAGCGAGUCUCGCAAAUAAGUUAAGAUUAAGUAAAAUUUUGGGCAACCAUGCACAUUCUCAGUCAUUCAAUAUUCGGUCUUCGCUGAUUGGCGAGGAUGACGACGAGGGGCGGAGCGACAUACGCGUUCUCUCACCCUCAUUGGUCAACAGCCAGGUGCUGUCGAAAACACGCCCCCUCUCCCCGGACCCUCCAGACCCGCCCAUCACAUCUCUGCACACCGGCGAGAGGUUGGGUGUGGCGGCGGUGGAGGGCGGCGGCGGUGGCGGGCGGCGGGCGGCGGAGCCCCAGGGGCCCGGCAGGCCAGCACACGACACCAACGACAAGACUGCCAAGGGCCGAGGAAGAGGACGGCGGCGACAACGACUCUUCAAGCUCAAGUUUCACCACCAGGCGCUGCCGCCUGAGUACCUGGACCACUAUGAGGCGUCCCUACGGCAGGAGCAGCGGGCCGCCGCAGCUGCCGCAGCUUCCUCCCCAGCACCCACACCCACCACCGCCCGCCACCACCGCGAGGCUCUCGGCCCGGACCCUCUCUCGCCCCGGGACACGCCCACGCCAGGCCUCCAAGGUGGCGUCCCUAGACCAGGGCGUGGUGGUCGUGGGCGGGGGCGGGGGCGUGGCCAGCGUGCCCCACGACCCAUUACUAUCCACGAGGCUGGCGGGGCGGCCACGGAGGCGCUGCUGCGAGACCUGCUGUUAACGCGGCCACACCUGCAGCAGGCGGCGCUGCAGCAGGUGGCCCUGGCCCGGGCCCAGUCAGUGCCGUCCAUCAUGAUGGCCAGCCAGCAGGGUGGGCGCGGGCCGCCCAGUCCGGGGGCCCCAGAGGAGCACCUGCCCUAUAUGGGCGAGAUGGUGCUGGACACCCGACCCAGGCGGGGCAGGAAGCCCAAGAAGGCGGACAUUACACACCUCAUCUCCAAGAACUAUGGCGGCGCUGGCAUAGUGGCUGCCGGCAUGAUGCAGGACGCAGUGGCUCUCCACCACCCGCUGCACCACCUGCACCACCAGCUGGAGCACCACCACCACCAGCAGCAGCAGCGGCGGCAGCUGGAGGGCGAGGGAGGCUACACCAUGAUGGAACACGAAACACUGGCACGGUCCCGGAGCUACACCUCGCUGCUACACUCGGCGCUCACAGCCGCCGAGGCCGAGGACCAGAGUGAGCCUCUCAACCUGUGCGUGCGCGACGCGCCCCUCAAGUGUGAGCCCGAGCACGCCGCCCACGCCCGCCACCACACGCCCGCCAUCAAACUGGAGCCGCCGCCACACAUGGACGAGGAUGAGAUUAUCAGAGGCGGUGGGAUGAGCUCGCCAGACGUGGCGUGGGCGCCGGGUGGGCGGCUGGGCGUGCCCUCACACUGGCUCCACGACUACCGCCUCAAGACAGAGGACGGCCUCAGCUCCGGCCAGUCCACGCCCUCGCUCUGCUCCCACUCCUCCCACAUGCCCUCCCUCUCCCCCCCAGCCUUCCCCCACAUGUCUCCCCCGCCCCCUCUGCCCUCCCCCCACAUGCAUCACUUCAUGGGCUCUCCUCAGUCACCUCACUCGCCCGCGCCAGCAGCCUCGCCGCUGCCGCCCGGCCACCACCACCACCGCCACGUCCACGCCCUCCUGAAGGAGUCGCUGCAGCAGCGGCUGGACGAGGCGGCCAGGGAGCGCCUCUCCCCCCAGGAGACCGUGGUGAAGGAGCGGGGGUCGCGGGGGGGCGGAAGAGGGGGCGCGGGGGCCCGUAGGAAACGGUCGGCGCUCUUCAUCCCCCCAGCUGACCCCAACACCGAGGUCAGCAUAUGUAAGUUCAAGUUCACGGGGGGCCCGAACCCCAUCCUGGAGGAGAAGAAGAUGGUGAGUGUGGACGCAGGCGGCACCCUGAGGUACUCCAGUGGGGGGGAGCGGGGCGUUGCCCGCGACCCCCGCGCCGCAGCCGCCCACCUCCGCCUCUCCGGCAAGCUCCUCGAUAACAUAACCAAGUGUGAGAAGGACGUCAAAAAAAUCCGACUUGAAAGCGACACGGAGGACACGUGUAGCCUGCCCGGGAUGGGCAGCACCACCACGUCGCCCGUGCCUACCCUGGAGCGGGGCAUGCAGCCGCCCAUGCUCGCCCCGCCCACAGAAGAAUCCCCCAAGCGCAAAAGACGCUCCAAAAAAUCCUCAGUGCGGGAAAAGUUAGAACAGACGUUACGUGAACGCGGUCUGCUGAUCCAGACGCAGCAGGUGGAGUCUGCUGAGGGAGCCACCUACUGCAAGUUCCGUCAGCUGCGCAAGUUUACCCGCUACCUCUUCCGCAGCUGGAAGGACUACCUUCCGGGCCAGCUGCAAGAGGGAGGGAUUCCGCUAGACGGCUACAGCGACCCGCGCCAUCCCCCUUUCCCCCAUCACCUGGCUCGCGGGCCGCCCACUCCUGAUCACCGCUGACCUCGAGCAGAAUGUUGUCACCACCCCAUCCCACAUGGGCAUUUAGAGAGCGUGGGGAGCGUGGGUGGUGGCGCCUGUCCUGCACCAGGUUGUGAUCCUCAUCCCAGCCUUUCAGGUUGUGACGCACAAAGUACAAGAGCUUACCGGGACCCGUGCUGCUCCCGCCCUAUACGCUCACUCUCCUACGCACGCCUUACGCCAGGCUUCCCCUGGGAUGCCACUCUCCUGGACCCAUAAUUCCCUCCACACAACCAGGAUCCUUAGUCCCUUAAUCUCCUCCAGUGUAGAGGCGCAGAUGUUCAGGAAAGGGAACCCAUUUCCCCCCUGACUACCAUGUAUUUUAAUGCGUGAAUCUUCAGGGACGUGGCUCUAUGUUUCCCUUGUCUGAAUCUGUAGUCUGUAGUGAGAGUUAUAUUGACCCUUUCUCAUAACUAAAACCAAUGGGCUCUACAAAGUAUGCAUAAUCUGAUUGAUGACCCUCUUACCUAAGAGCGAAGGAUUGACUACCUCCCCGAUGUCCACAACCCUGUUUUAUUUCAUAUUUCCACCUUGAUGGAGGACAUGACCAGAGCUGCGGCAGUGUUCCUCACUUGUCAUGCUAUGAGCCGGUUGCUCUUGACCACUCGAGUCCUGCUGUAACUCGCUCAGACUUCCUCAAGUAUAAUUCCUCUGACUUGCUGAGAUGUGUAUAUUCAUCCGUGGAGUUUUGUCUACACCAAUCCAGUAUUGGUCCUGGAUCCAGUCCACAUUUACUCAGGCUUGUUGAUCCUCAUCAAAGUAUUGUUUGAUUCUCCGUGCUGUCCUACGUACAUAAUCUCAUGGACUGCUAAACAUCUUAUAUUCGGGAUGGCUCUGUUUAGUUCAAACACGUCUAAGAUAACAAGUAUGACUUGCCCCAAUGGGCGUGUGAUGAGUAGUAACCCACGACGUCCAUUGUGAACGUGUCCUUGACGAGUGUUGCUGUGUCACUCAUCAGUGGUGAAUGCCAUGACUUGCCUGGAUGAUAGCGGGGCGCCGUGUUCAGCCAGUAACACUCAUGACCAAAUUCAACCCCGUUUGUGUAUCCUGUGAGUGUAGCAGCGUGCCUGGGGUGUGCCUGCUGGAUGUUGUGGAUAUGUGUUGCUUGCAUUGUUCAUCAUCACUACCAAGGAUACAUUUUACAUUUUCGGCAUGACCUUCCGUGUCUGUUGACUGCUGACUCACAAUACCACCUUGUUUCUCUGUUGAGUAUGUGUACAAGUACGUGACGGCGUCAACACCACGCUGGCAGGUGGGCCACGCUACCUAUUUACAGUUACAAAUAGAAAAUUGUUACAGAAAUUUGCAAAUCGAAGAUUUUCCAAGAUAAUCAAACAAUAUUGUACAACCGAAUUGACAAGAGCCCUUCUAACAAAACAAAAAGAAAACUGCAGGAUAUCAGGCAAAAAAAUCGAGUGAAUUCUUUUCCGAAGGGAAAGCAAUCUCUGAAGAUCACUGUGAUGCAAUAAGUUGUAUUUUCUGAUCUUACGACCGAGACUGCCUUAGAAAAUGUUUCUAGGUUAAUAAACAAGUUUGGCUCGUGCCUCCACCCUCUGUUAGUGGGAUGCUAGCCACAAAGUGCUGGUAACGCUGAGGCGAAGCACUGAUACUCCUCAGUGAGGUCUAACUUGACACUGCAGUCAUAUGUACAUGACACGUGUACAGUCUAUCCUUCACGUUCCAUGUAACGUAACCAUUGUUGUAAGAAAUAUUUAUGGUUUAAUAUUAAUACUGUCAUUUGUUAGAGUUAGUAGGUUUCUCACAACGCAAUGAAGAAACCAGAUCUAUAAAGUGAGAACGAAAAAGAGCAACGAAUUUCCAUACUGUUAUGAUUUCUUCGGGGAUUUAUGAUUUUGUAAUUUGAAUGCUAAUUAUUAUCGAGACUCAGUAUUAUUUUUCGUCAUCAAGGAUAAGUAGAAUCCCACAUGAGUGUUGAUAUACGUGAGCUCUGGUAGUGGUGUGGGCCUGUAGCCUCAUUGUGAAGAUGAGAUCUGGAGGUGGUGUAGGCCUGUAACCUCGUGUGAAGGUGAGCUCUGGUGGUGAUGUAGGGCUGUAGUAUCAUGAGAACGUGAGCUCUGGUAAUGUUUAGCUUCAUGUAAAGGUGAGCUCUGGUGGUGGUGUAACCUCAUGUGAAGGUGAGAUCUGGUGGUGGUGUAACCUCAUGUGAAGGUGAGAUCUGGUGGUGGUGUAGCAUCAUGUGAAGAUGAGAUCUGGGGGUGUUGUAACCUCAUGUGAAGGUGAGAUCUGGUGGUGGUGUAGCAUCAUGUGAAGAUGAGAUCUGGGGGUGUUGUAACCUCAUGUGAAGGUAAAAUCUGGUGGUGGUGUAGCAUCAUGUGAAGGUGAGAUCUGGGGGUGGUGUAGCAUCAUGUGAAGAUGAGAUCUGGGGGUGGUGUAACAACAUGUGAAGGUGAGAUUUAGUGGUAGUGUAGCCUAAUGUGAAGGUGAGCUCUGGUGGUAGUGUAGUAUCAUGUGAAGAUGAGAUUUGGGGGUGGAGGAGCCUCACGUGAAGGUGAGAUCUGGGGGGUGGUGUAGCCCCAGGUAAAGGUGAGGAAGGUCGUGAGGUCAGCAAAUAAGUAGUGGAUACACGAGACAUGGAGGCAAAGGGUGUCCCAGGUGUUGGAGCCUCGUAGCUAUGCCUUAAUGGGGGGGUGAGGGGGUUCAGGUGUUCCCCCCCUGGAUGGGGGGCAGCGUGAGCCAUGGUGUCAACUUAGUGUUCAUGUCUUUCAUAACCUCAACUGGAGAAACAAUUAAACAACUAAUACUCUCUCGUAGGAAGGUCCUGAAAGUAUUUUCAAUAUGUUAAAAGUCCAAAGCUUUAAAUAUGAUUGGCAUUAAAUUCAAGACUUCUUCAGGCUUGAUGUAGUAAUCGGGUAAUCCACAAACACACGUGAAACAGAGCAAAAUGAUUUUUUUCUGGACCAUCAGUUCUAGUAUUUUUCAUAGUAACUUCUCAGGUACAAAUCGUGACACGGCCAGUAAUGUUAAGCCUUGGGUAAACCAUCUCAACGGAGUUCUGUUUUCCUGUAAACAAAAAGUUUUUGCAUUUUGGUUUCUUGUGUUUUAUUAAUUGAGUAAUCGAGAGCAUAGUAUAGUGUGAGGCUGGAAGGUUGUGGGAAGAACGUUGACCAACAAGAAGUAAUUUUUUUUUACUUAAUAAGGUUCCCACCUUCCCAGCAUAGGUGGGAAGCUGACGUAAGUAGCAACUAUCUAUUGCAAGACGUCUAAGGUAUGGCAGAGUCACUCAUUUGUGUGUUCAGUAGUCCCCCACUGUCGUCACCAUUCCCAAAAAGAAACCUUAUAUGCAAAAUACAUUCACGGUAGAUAUUUCAGGGUGCACAUAGCCCAUGGAAACAGGAAAAUGAGCUGCACUGAUGCUUUUCUUAAGGGUUAAGAUGACAGGCCACGACACACGUUACAAAUUACAAUAAUGCAUCAAUAGAUCUGCCAAGCUUGUGAUAAUAUGGCAACUGGUUGGUCAUUUCUGAUGACCGUCGAACCUUGUUAAUCCGGUGCUAACUAUUCUUAUUAACCAUGGUUGUUAGUGAGACAAUAUCGUGGGCUCACAGUUAAAAAAAGAUAUCAUGACCUUUUUGUUGAUUUACAUAUUUGGUCUUUAAUUUAUGUGUGACAUUUGUUGACAAAAAUAUGUGAUGUUUAUUGAAAAGUUUAAAAGUGUUUAUAUGUGUUGACCACAUGUGUAAAGUUCAUUGAUAAUGUUAGGUAUACAGCAGGUAUACACUGUAUGAGUAAAAAAAAGAUAAAUGCUGGUUUGUUGUAGUAAUUCCGUUUAAAUAUUGUAUAGUGUUAAAAGUUACUUGGAAUGAGUUCAAAUAAGAAUAUUUUUAUUAUUGUUUUAAAUUCCCUGUUAUUUUAUUGUAAUAUGUGAUGGAUGUUUAAAAAUAUCCAAUGUGGCAUUUAUAUAUAGAUGUUUAGUGGAUGUAUAAUGUGUUUUCUAUAAGCCCCUCAAGUUCAAGUACGUUUAUUGAGACAAUAAAAUACAUCUCAAAGGGAUAGAAUAGCUUAGGCUAUUUCUACCCUCAACAUAUAAGUCCCUUAACCCACAGUGUUGAGAAAGGUCAAAUAUUGGCGAGAAACAAGUGAGCAUCAGGUUAACUUGAAUCGACGGUUCAAUGUGCCAUUUGAUUCCCCUGUCUGCUUAAAUGUAAUUUUUUUGUGCUUCAACACCAACCAGAAAUUGUGUAUAUUAUGAGUUUUAUGUAUAUUUAUGCUCCGUAAUGCCUGUAUAAAUCGAUAUAUGACUAAUAUAUUUAGCAAAACCAGAUUAAUACACAACAUCGUCCGCGGACUAAAAUAUGAGUAUGGUAUAGAAACAAAACCAGAUAACUAAAUGCAUAUUCAGCACAAAUUUAUAUUCAUUCAAUUUCAUAACUUAUAAACAAAACAAUGUGUUAUCCAGACUAGCCAAGAUUUUGCUGUCGAGGGAGGACGAGCGCUCGUCUAUCACCUUAUAAAGCUCGCCAGACAUAACUAGCUAGGUAGGCUGUACAGAAUAUACAAGUCAUCAUAGUUCACUUCUUUUAGCGUGUGUUGUUGAAUUGGGCAAAACCCUACAUAAGUAUUUCCCGUUUGAUCAGCUUAUUUCUUCAUGUCCAAAUCGCGCCAAGAUUUAUUAUAAAACCAGGUCGAGUAACUGUUGGUCUUCGCCUUAAGUCUAGUUAAAAAGUAAUUUGUAUUUCAAGCUACAUUUGUGGAAAUAGCAUUAUUCUUUACAACACUUUAUCAACAAUCCCCAAGUGUUGAGGCUCGGUGGCUUGUAGAGAGAAGGGUUCAUGGCUAUCCUUUUGGGCAUCCAGUUCUGAAGUUUCCCAUGUUAAUGUUGCACAGCCAUACUGGCCAAGUGCUUUCUUGUGACAAUUCUCAUGUAACUGUGUUUACCAGACUCGUGUUGUGUCUCCUAAUGCUGCACUUACUCCACUCUGUAAUUUAUAUCACAUUCCGUUAUUGUUUUACCUGUUAUUGUCACUCCUUUUGUUUAAUUGUGUUGUGAUGGAUGGUGUGGCCGAGGGUGUGGUAGUGUGUGGCCGAGGGUGUGGCAGUACACACUGUUCAGCAGCAAAGUGGGACCUUACUGAGAGCACUUAACACACAUACUUAUAUUUACCCCUGAGGGCUACUAUCUCCCUAGUGGCCUCGACGGGGACAGGAAGCAGGCGGCUUGUAACAAAGGUCCUGCCAUUGUUUCUGAGGAUGCCACGAUUCAUCAACCACUUGCGGGAAAUCUUACGAGAUCUUCAUCUCGAUCAUGGCGGCUUAGUCGGCAUUUUCUAAAGAGUUUACGGCCUUCAUGGGGUCCCAGGAGUACAGUUUAUAGGACCCCGGUGUGGUACAGUUUAUAAGGUCCCGCCAGUACAGUCGGGUUCGUUCUCUAUUCAAAAUCGGGAAUGCCGGGUUCGAAUCUCGAGUGGGGACAGAAAUGGUUAGGCGCGUUUCCUUCACCUAAUGCCCCUCCUCCCUGUUCACUUAGCAGUAAAUAGGUACCCCUGGAAUUAGUCAUCUUGUUGUGGAGUUUCAUCCUGGGGAGAACAUAAGAACAAAGGUAACUGCAGAAGGCCUAUUGGCCCAUACGAGGCAGAUCCUAUUUAUAGGAGGAUGGUCAGUACAGUUCGACCCUGGGGGACACCUCCAUAUAUGCCUAGGUGCAUGCCUUUGUCCCGGCAAAAUUAAUUAAUUAUUAUUCUGAAAGCGCUUUGAGGUCUUCGUCAACACCAGGCUAUUGUUGUUAUGAACGACGUCGUAGCGCCUAGGCUUUCAUACAGUUUAGUAAAUGCCGAAUAAGGAAUCACGAUGGAGAUACGAGCUGGCGGGCCUCACACUGUAGUGCUGAAAUAGUGUGUUUAUGUAAAGAGACACCACCUGUGUAAGUGUUCAUACUCUUUGUACCUAUACUGGACUUUCCAGUUAUGAAGCAUAUAUAUAAUAUAUAUAUAUAUAUAUAUAUAUAUAUAUAUAUAUAUAUAUAUAUAUAUAUAUAUAUAUAUAUAUAUAUAUAUAUAUAUAUAUAUAUAUAUAUAUAUAUAUAUAUAUAUAUAUAUAAUAAUAUAUGAUCUAGUUUGGAUAGUUAAUUUUUUAUAUGAAAUUUUUGGCUGCUUAUUAAAUAAUGUUGCCAAACUGUUGCUAUUUACAAAGUACGAGUUUGCAUAAAUAAGGAACUCACAACUUUGUAUCCAUUUCCUGAUGAAUUAGGAAGUAGCAGAUGAGGAGCCACGCCCCCCUACUGGUGAAGGGGGUCUCGAUGGCUCCUGUAGACUUGGGCAGGAUACACAGACUUUUUCCUGAGGACAGUACUUUUGUUUCUGAUCUCUGCCUUUGCUUUAGCUCCUACAGCAAGACUCGUAGUGCUCUUAACUGUAAUUAUCUCAGUGGUUCAUGUUUCCUGUUAUAUUCAAUAUAGAAAUUCAAAUCGCUAUCAUAAGCAUGUUUUAUUUUGUUACUUUUUUUCGUUUAAAUUUCUCCAGUAAAUAAAUAACCAACACAUAGAUGUUUAAAACCUAUGGGAAAUUUAUAGCUGUGAAAUUACUUCACGUCUAACAUGCUGCAGUGAACAAAUUCCUGUGUUUAAUUGUUUAAUGUCACGUCAGAUGAACAAUAUUUCUUGAUUAGAGUAUAUAUAGUCAUCCUGGAUUGGCGCCGCCGUUUGGUAAUUACGGUACUUGAUUCCAGUAACAACCGCACCAAAAAUAUUUAAAUACUGUAAUCAGUUGUUACGCUUCGCUACUUUAUCUUGGCCAAACUAAUCUGUCCGGCAUUUGUUAUGUUCGCUUCAGUUUCUAAACCAUACGACAAAGGCAUGUGAGCGGGAACUCGCGAGGGUUAUGUCUAGUGCUGUGUCAGCUCUAGUCUAGUUAGGGAGAAUGAGCUUUAUGAUAGGAUAGUUUUAGGGCGAGUUUGUGGAUUGUUAACCUGAAUAUCACCAACUUUGUUAACUCUGUGAAAACCAAUCCUGUUUUAUGUUUUCCUGAGCCAGAGUCCAAUAUACUACAUAAGAUUUUGUCCCACGAGUUAUUAAAAAUAUAAAAAUGCAUUUUUAUAAUUUAGCAGAAUUGAUGCCAUACAUUUAUUCUGCAGAGGGUAUGACACUUUCUGCACCACAAAUAUUUCUUGUUGACCAUCAAAUAAAAAAUUCUAAUGA